Molecule: messenger RNA, 1299 nt
Organism: Anastrepha ludens (Mexican fruit fly)
Lineage: Eukaryota; Metazoa; Arthropoda; Insecta; Diptera; Tephritidae
Product: type 1 phosphatidylinositol 4,5-bisphosphate 4-phosphatase
Exons: 7
Coding region: 343-1161 (272 amino acids)
Biological process (GO): phosphatidylinositol dephosphorylation
Cellular component (GO): phagocytic vesicle membrane; lysosomal membrane; late endosome membrane
Molecular function (GO): phosphatidylinositol-4,5-bisphosphate 4-phosphatase activity
Source: RefSeq, a predicted model, not a curated record
CAAUGAACGCAGUUUUUAGUGCAAGAGGAAUAUAUGUGCGCAUAUAUUAAAUGAAGGGAAAUUGAAAUCGGCAUAGCCAAGCAUUCGUAUGUCAGUAGUUGCUGAUUUAAUAGAAAUAGGAGUAUGAAGGGGUAGACAAUGAUGAAUUGAACAGCGUAAUUGUAAGAGAACUUUGCAACAGUAAACAGCUGAGAACAAAAAAGGGCACGUAGUUGAACACAAAGAGCUGGAAUCGACCAGAAGUCAUCGGGAGUAGAAACAGCUGAAAUAACUAUUGUAGGCCAGAGUGCAAUACAGUGAUCGGUUUACGUACAUCGGAUUUAUUUGGUGCUGUUAUAAAUUAUGGCUGAUCCCGAGAAACAGAGCCUCAUUAACAAUGAAGAGACCAAUAAUACGUAUACCAAUACCCAGCCGGGUGUUGUUACCGGCAGUCUAGGCGACAGCGGCGAGGGAGGCCCUGUUAUGUCCGCAGAUGCCAAUUCAGCCGAAGGAGGUGUAUCGCAAGCAAAUGUACCAUUUGUGGGUCCGGAUGAAGUGCCACCACCGUAUCAGGCCAACACUGGCACCGGUGUGCCAAUGGUUACAUGUCGCGUAUGCCAAAACAUGAUCGAUAUCACAACAAAACGAGACCAGCACGUGGUGAAGUGCAGUCAUUGCAAUGAGGCAACGCCAAUACGCAAUGCUCCUCCAGGCAAGAAAUACGUGCGUUGCCCAUGUAAUUGUCUGUUGAUUUGCAAGAGCUCAUCGCAGCGUAUUGCUUGUCCUCGGCCCAAUUGCAAACGUAUUAUUAAUUUAGCACCCAGUCCGGUAACGCCACCCGUACCGGCUAUGCCCGGCAUGUGCCGUGUUACUUGUGGUCAUUGUUCAGAUACGUUUUUGUUUAAUACGUUUCACAAUGCUCUGGCGCGUUGCCCACAUUGCAGGAAAGUAUCAUCUGUUGGUUCGCGUUUCGCCUGUGGACGAGGUAUAUUGUUCGCUAUACUUGGACUGUUAUUUCUAAUUGCGGGCAUAGGUAUCACUGUUGGCACGUAUAAAUAUGCACAGGAUCACGGUGGUAUUAUCAUUGCAUACAUCGGUCUAUUUAUGAUUGCAGCCUUUUUAUUUGCACGUUCAGUUUACUAUUUCCGUUUAAAAGUAAGCGCCAUAGAUGGUCCAAUGUAAGGGCAUAUUUAGAUGUUUUUUUAUCAUUCCUUUUGAUAUUAACAAAACAAAUAAACACACAACAUACACACGUAUAUUCAUAUAAAGAACGCCAGAGGGAGGGAAGUACAGCAAAAAAAAAAAAAAUAUAGAAAAGAA